GUGUGUAUGUAAGGAAAAGAGCUGGUCUCAUCCUUCUGAAGUCACUCAGCGAGAAAGAGCCGCUGUUAUUUGUCUUGAUGCGAUCAGGAGACAUUGAUCAGACUUUCAGUGUGUUUUUACUUCCCGCAUUUACCGAGCAUGCUGAAGUGAAGCGGGUUUUCCACUGAAGAAGUUUCACACUUGUCUUUGGGCGGGAAGUGAUAACGAUCAUUUGCGCGAUAUAUUUAGGUCGAGUCUGUUUUUAUCUCCUUUGAUCACAAUCAUCGCCAGGACUCUACUAUCUGCCCAGUGAGCAUCUAUAUAAAAAAAAGUGACGUAACGUUCCAGUGUUGUGCGUUGCUGGCAUCAUCUCAGCCCCUUGAGAGGUUCAUGGGAAAAAGCUGCUGAGGGGACGGACCUGAGGGAAGAGGACGGCAGAGGAGCUUUUCACUGCGAGAAGAUGGAGGCGACUAUGUGUGGAGCUGGGAGAGGUGACGGCUCCAUUUGAAGCGGAAUAAAGUUUUUUCAGCUGUUUGAGCUGAGCAGGUGUGAGAAAGGUGCCACAGCUGCUCGGGGAGUCUGGUGGAUGUUGUUGGAGGUGAGGCGGCUGACCGGCUGCAGCUAUGGUCGUUGAGACGAGGUUUCCUCCCUCCUCAUCAGUGACCCCUCCGUUUGUUUCACCAUGCCCGAAGACCCCAUUGCCUCCUCCCUCUACAUCGUCCUUGAGCUGCUGAUCGCUUUGUUCUCCGUGAUGGGCAAUGUGCUGGUCUGCUGGGCGGUGUGCCUCAACAGCAACCUGCAGAGCAUCACCAACUUCUUUGUGGUGUCACUGGCGGUGGCCGACAUCGCCGUGGGCGUCCUGGCCAUUCCCUUCGCCAUCGUCAUCAGCAUCGGCUUCUGCUCCAACUUCUAUGGCUGUCUGUUCAUCGCCUGCUUUGUGCUGGUUCUCACACAGAGCUCCAUCUUCAGCCUGCUCGCCAUCGCUAUAGACCGCUACAUAGCAAUCAAGUUACCGCUCAGGUACAACAGCUUGGUGACAGGCCAGCGGGCACAAGGCAUCAUCGCCAUCUGCUGGAUUUUAUCCAUCAUCAUCGGCCUGACCCCCAUGAUGGGCUGGCACAAGUCAGACGGCAACAACAGCACGUGCUCGUUUGGCCUGAUGAAGUGCCUAUUUGAGGAGGUGGUGGACAUGGCAUACAUGGUCUACUUCAACUUCUUUGCCUGCGUACUGAUUCCCCUACUGCUGAUGCUAGCCAUCUACCUGUGUAUCUUCAUGGCCGCUCGCCGCCAGCUCAAGCUGAUCGAGGUGAAAGCAGUCCAUGGCGAGAAGUCACGCUCCACGCUGCAGAAAGAGGUCCAGGCUGCCAAGUCUCUAGCCAUUAUCGUCGGGCUGUUUGCAGUGUGCUGGCUGCCUCUGCACAUCAUCAACUGCUUCACCCUCUUCUGCCCUAACUGUCCUCGUCCUCCGCCCUGGAUCAUGUACGUGGCAAUUAUUCUUUCUCACGCCAACUCUGUGGUCAACCCCUUCAUCUACGCCUAUCGCAUCCGGGAGUUUCGACACACCUUCCGCAGGAUUAUAAGGCGCCACAUCCUGGGCAGGCACGAGAUGUUUGAGAGCGGCAGCAGUAAGCGCAACUCCACUCACAACAGCAUCACUGACUCCAUCAGACUGAAGGCAAACGGCCUCAGCUUUGACCUUUUUACCGAGCACAACAGCAGCAGCAGUAGCUGUGAAAGCUCCUACCGCUGUCCCUCCAACAUCUCUCCUGUAGGGGGCGGUCUGGUGGCAGUUUCCCACCCUCCUCUGUCAGUCAUUAUCUCCCACUGUCCUAAAAUGAGCCUUUGUCCACUGCAGGCCCUCAGACAGACACAAAUAGGCCAUCAUGUACAGUAUAUAGAGCAGCAGCAUGACUGCGCCGGACCAGAAGUGAUGGAGGAUAAAGACAAACUGAACAUCUGCAAACACAACAGAAAAAGCUGCUUCAGAGAGCUGGAAAAGGUGUCCUGAUGCAUGAACAAUCACUGAUAUUCAGGAGCCUUGCAGUAACAUGUCAGCUCAGCAGCAACUCACAAAGAGUCAGGAUAAGUCCUGAUCAGUAAUAGAGAUGAUUGCACUGUAAACGCAUAAGGGAUAGCCAUGAGGAACUGUGACUUUUUUAAUUAAAGCUGACCCAAAGUCGAAAAGCACUGCUAGUGGUGCUACAUAGACAACCGGCAGCCAAUGAGGGUGAGAAGCAUUCAACGUCUCACACUUAACUUCUUGACCGUUAUACUUGUGCACUCCAAAAAGCAAGUACAGAAGUAUGCGGUUCGAGGCAGAGCAAAAGAGUUAUUAUUAACCUAAAUUAUUGGUACAUUAUUUUUUUCAGGGAUGUGGAUAAUAACCAACUUUAAUGGAUUUCACCAACAUUUGCACCAUUUUUAGACUCAAUUUAACCUGAGGGCCUGGUGUCCAGUGAGCACCACUAACCUGCUUAUAGAAGUUUACACUUUGCAAGUCAUUUUUUUCACAUUUGGCAUAUCCCUCUCUUGCACAUUGUUAUCCUAUUUAAUGACAAAGAUUUAUGUGUGUUCCAACUCACAAUUAAUGGAUUCUAAUUGGACAAAAAAAAAUAACAACGUGACUUUUACAUGUGACCAGUUGGUUCACGUUUGUAUUAAAAUGAAUGUAAUGAGUAAAGGCCCCAGAGUUGGUGAUGUAAUGCUGAAAUGUAACCUUGUAUUUUUGUUUUCUCAGUGUGACUUGACUUCCUUAAGUUAUAGUCAUGUAAAUGUUGACUUCAGAGAUAGUUUGUUGAAUGAUGGGGAAAAACAGUUGGAAGAUUGUGAAUGAUCAAACUUUAGACCUAAAUUAAACUCAUGAAAGAAGUUCUGUUUUUUAUUUUUCUUGAUAAAUGUGUCCUCAGUCCAGAGCAGCUGCUUCAAAAGCAGGCAAAGUCCUGUCUUCAAAUAAAUCCUUUGACAUUUUCAAGUGUA
Molecule: messenger RNA, 2955 nt
Organism: Plectropomus leopardus (leopard coralgrouper)
Lineage: Eukaryota; Metazoa; Chordata; Actinopteri; Perciformes; Serranidae
Gene: adora2aa
Product: adenosine A2a receptor a
Biological process (GO): G protein-coupled adenosine receptor signaling pathway; adenylate cyclase-activating G protein-coupled receptor signaling pathway
Cellular component (GO): plasma membrane
Molecular function (GO): G protein-coupled adenosine receptor activity
Source: RefSeq, a predicted model, not a curated record